Camellia sinensis is the source of this 1782-nucleotide messenger RNA. RefSeq names its product UDP-xylose transporter 2. The record is from RefSeq and is a predicted model, not a curated record. Lineage: Eukaryota; Viridiplantae; Streptophyta; Magnoliopsida; Ericales; Theaceae.
CAACCCGCGUAGAAAGGGCUGAGAGAGAGAAAGAGAAACCAAGUCAGCAACCAUGACUCUUCGCCUCUCUCUCUCUCUCUACUCUGCUCUUCUGAGAUCUGAUUUACCUUAAAAUAUUGCUUGUCAAUGGUGAUUUGAUACAAUCUAUUUCUAUAUAUAUAUAUAUAUAUAUAUCUGUAGUUCGGUGGUUACACUGGCUCUGAAGAUAUACAUAAACACGCAAUCACAAGCCCCUGAUUUUUUCUCCUUCUGUUGAUCAAGCUCAAACUAUUGAAAUAAAGGUGUUGUGAUUGGAGAAAAGAGAGAGAGAAGAUGACUGAGAGCAAGAGGUUUCAGCUCGGGACCGUUGGUGCGCUGAGUCUGUCAGUGGUUUCGUCAGUUUCAAUUGUGAUCUGCAAUAAGGCCCUUAUUACCACAUUAGGUUUUAAUUUUGCUACAACUUUGACAAGCUGGCAUCUUCUUGUCACUUUCUGUUCACUUCAUAUCGCUUUAUGGAUGAAAUUUUUUGAACACAAACCUUUUGAUCGAACCGCCGUCAUAGGCUUUGGUGUUUUAAAUGGCAUUUCAAUUGGACUUUUAAACCUUAGCCUUGGUUUCAAUUCUAUUGGUUUUUAUCAGAUGACUAAGCUGGCAAUCAUACCUUGCACUGUAUUCUUGGAGUCCCUUUUCCUUGGCAAGAAAUUCAGUCGUGGGAUUCAGAUGUCUCUUGUCAUCCUUCUUCUGGGUGUUGGAAUUGCAACUGUUACUGAUCUGCAACUCAACGUUCUGGGCUCCAUCUUAUCCCUCCUUGCAGUUGUUACAACAUGCGUUGCUCAAAUUAUGACCAAUACCAUCCAGAAGAAGUUUAUGGUUUCAUCAACCCAACUUCUAUAUCAGUCUUGUCCAUACCAAGCAAUGACCUUGUUUAUUGUUGGUCCAUUUCUGGAUAGGCUUCUAACCAACCAAAAUGUAUUUGCUUUCAAGUAUACAUCCCAAGUACUGGUUUUCAUUGUUCUAUCUUGCUUGAUCUCUGUCUCAGUUAACUUUAGUACAUUCCUUGUAAUUGGAAAGACAUCCCCUGUCACCUAUCAGGUACUGGGGCAUCUCAAAACAUGCCUAGUAUUGGCUUUUGGUUAUGUUUUACUUCAUGAUCCUUUUAGCUGGAGAAACAUUUUUGGAAUUGUUGUUGCAAUGGUUGGGAUGGUUCUAUAUUCAUACUAUUGCAUUCUUGAGAGUCAGCAAAAAGGUUCAGAAGCAUUGGCACAAAAAUCCCAGGCAAAGGAAGGUGAAUCUGAUCCUCUAAUGAGUGUGGAAAAUGGAACUGAAGUUUUAAAGGAUGUUGUCCCAAAAGCUCCUGUAUGGGACUCAGACACGUAUUCCCCUGUAUGGAACUCAGACAAGUAUUCGCGUGUGUGAGGGCUUCUUUGAAUUAAAGUUAUUCACAUACCCAAGAGUGGCUGGGAUGUUGCAAUUUACAAUGAUGAAGAAGUUGGCGAGAUAGGUUUAUCCACGUGUGCAUCUUCAAAUCACAUAGCGGCAUAGGUUUGGAAUAAAGAUUAAAGCUUCCCUGCUACCAAAGCAUUUUUGUAAGUUUCAAUAAACACACUUCCAUAUCUGUGCCUCCUUAAUAGUUUUCUUAGUGAGCUUGAUUUGCCAACAGAUAUUGUUUUGACUUGAAAGAAAUAUGUAUUACUUGCAUUGUUCCUGGAUUUUAGUAGAAUGUAGAUGGAUGACAUUUAUAUAAUUCUCUUGUUAUCUAUAAAAAAUGAAUAAUUUGAUGCCCUGAAUCAUUUUUCAGAUUAA